CAUAGAAUUUUGAAACAGCCAGAAACAUUUCUUAUGCAAGCGUAGCUCUCUGUCAGACGCCAAACAUCACGAUAUUUGUAGUGUGCGUGUCGCUGCCUGUACCGCUACAAAGUAAUUGUCAUGGCUUCGGAACGAUACAGUUUUUCAUUGACGACUUUUAGCCCGUCGGGCAAAUUGGUGCAGAUAGAAUAUGCUUUGGCGGCGGUAGCAGCCGGUGCGCCGAGUGUAGGCAUCAAGGCGUUGAAUGGCGUUGUCCUCGCUACUGAGAACAAGCAUAAGUCCAUCCUUUAUGAUGAACAUAGCGUCAGUAAGGUUGAAAUGAUCACCAAGCAUAUCGGUAUGGUCUACAGUGGCAUGGGGCCAGAUUACAGAUUAUUAGUAAAGCAAGCUAGGAAGAUGGCACAGCAGUAUCUUCUGGUCUAUCGAGAACCCAUUCCUACUGCACAACUUGUACAACGAGUUGCGAUGGUUAUGCAGGAAUAUACACAAUCUGGAGGUGUCAGACCUUUUGGGGUGUCUCUUCUGAUCUGUGGUUGGGACAACGAUAGACCUUAUUUAUUCCAAUGCGAUCCUUCUGGCACAUACUUUGCAUGGAAGGCAACUGCUAUGGGUAAAAACUUCAUCAAUGGCAAAACAUUCCUCGAAAAGAGGUACAGUGAAGAUCUGGAGUUGGAUGACGCCGUUCACACUGCCAUUCUGACGCUGAAAGAAGGAUUUGAGGGUCAGAUGACCGCGGAUAAUAUCGAAGUCGGCAUUUGCGACGCGAAUGGCUUCAGAAAAUUAGAUCCUUCUAACGUUAAAGAUUAUCUCGCUAAUAUUCCUUAAGCUUAAGUUUCUUAAUGUAUUGUUGGUAUGUAACUAUAUAAUCAACAAAUAUGUUGAUAACGAAUCAGGUUCUUAUAAUAAAUACCUUUGUUCAAAAUGA
Odontomachus brunneus is the source of this 925-nucleotide messenger RNA. It is a transcript of the gene Prosalpha2, whose product is annotated as proteasome subunit alpha type-2. Gene Ontology annotation, biological process: ubiquitin-dependent protein catabolic process. Bases 121 to 825 code for a protein of 234 amino acids. The record is from RefSeq and is a predicted model, not a curated record. Gene Ontology annotation, cellular component: proteasome core complex; proteasome core complex, alpha-subunit complex. The transcript has 3 exons. NCBI's taxonomy places the organism in Eukaryota, Metazoa, Arthropoda, Insecta, Hymenoptera, Formicidae.